AGAGCAAGGGGAAUUCUGAAAUUUGGCCUGGUGGGAUUGGAGCUGGUUACAGAUGGGAGAAAAGUUGUUCUGAAAAUGGGAGAGUCUGAUACUUUGACUCCAAAAGGAGAGAGACUUUGCUCUGUCUCCGAAGACUUGGGCUGUAGACGUGGAGAGUUCAGUAGAAAGCAUUAUGGAUCUGUGGAGCUGCUUAUAUCUAGUGAUGCUGAUGGAGCCAUUCAAAGAGCUGGACGUUUCCGAGUGGAAAACGGAUCAUCUGAUGAGAAUGCAGAUUUCACCCCAGGUACAUGGCGCAGAACAGAUGUGCACUUGGAAAACCCAGAGUACCACACCAGAUGGUAUUUCAAAUAUUUUCUAGGAAAAGUUCAUCAGAAUUACAUAGGUACAGAUGCAGAGAAGAACCCUUUUUUUCUGUCUGUCGUGCUCUCCAACCAAAACAAUCAACGUGUCCCUCAAUACCGCUCAAUUCUCUGGAAAAAAACAGGUACUCAGAAAAUAUGCCUCCCUUACAGUCCCACGAAAACAUUAUCAGUGAAAUCUAUUUUAAGUGCCAUGAAUCUUGACAAAUUUGAAAAAAGCCCUAGGGAAAUUCUUCACCCUGAGAUACAAAAGGAUUUACUGGUUCUUGAAGAGCAAGAGGGCUGCGUAAAUUUUAAGUUUGGAAUUCUUUAUGCCAAAGAUGGUCAACUUACAGAUGAUGAAAUGUUCAGCAAUGAAACUGGAAGUGACAGCUUUCAAAGAUUAUUGAAUCUUUUGGGUGACACAAUUACACUGAAGGGCUGGACAGGCUACAGAGGAGGCCUGGACACUAAAAAUGAUACAACAGGAAUAUAUUCCAUAUAUACAGUGUAUCAAGGGCAUGAGAUUAUGUUCCAUGUUUCAACCAUGUUACCAUAUUCUAAAGAGAACAAGCAGCAAGUAGAAAGGAAGCGUCAUAUUGGAAAUGACAUUGUCACUAUCGUGUUCCAGGAAGGGGAAGAAUCUUCUCCAGCAUUUAAGCCUUCCAUGAUUCGCUCUCAUUUUACACAUAUUUUUGCCUUAGUGAGAUAUAAUAAGCAAAAUGAUAGUUACAGGCUGAAAAUAUUUUCAGAAGAAAGUGUACCUCUCUUUGGGCCUCCCCUUCCAUCUCCACCUGUGUUCACAGAUCACCAGGAAUUCAGGGACUUUGUACUAGUGAAGUUAAUAAAUGGGGAAAAAGCCACCUUGGAAACCCCAACAUUUGCUCAGAAACGGCAGCGCACUCUAGACAUGCUGAUUCGUUCUUUAUACCAGGACCUCAUGCCUGAUCUACACAAGAACAUGCUUAAUAGGAGGUCGUUCAGUGACGUGUUACCAGAAUCCCCUAGAUCAGCACGGAAGAAAGAGGAGGCCCGUCAAGCAGAAUUUGUCCGACUUGGUCAGGCACUGAAACUGAAAACCAUUGUGAGAGGAGAUGCCCUAACUAGUUCAGCAACCACAAGCCUCUAUAAAAAGGAGCCAUGGGAGUCCCAAUGUUUCUGCAGUAAUUUUCCUCAUGAAGUUGUUUGUGCGGAUUCUUGGGGCCAGUCCUUGCUAGUUUCUACAGAUGUUGGUGUCCUGCUAAUAGAUGAUGGCCAGUCAUCAGUGCAAGUAUUUGAUAAAACUCUCCAGGUGAAACAGAUGCAUGUGCUGGAAGCUUUGGACCUUUUGAUUACCAGAGCAGACAAAGGGAAGGACUCUCGUCUCCUUGUCUUCAGGAUGAGCGCUGUACGAAAUGGCAUAGAAGCAAAGCAGAUGACAAAGAGCAAAUAUGACUGCAGAGAAAAUAAACUUGAGAAAACAAAAGGAUGCCAUUUGUAUGCCAUUAAUACUCACCACAGCAGUGAACUGAGGAUUGUUGUGGCUAUUAGGAACAAACUGCUCCUCAUCACAAAGAAAUACAAUCAAGGCAACAGUUUAACCAGUGUCUGUUUGAUGUCAUCACUGUCUGAAUCACCAGUGGAGGAAUUCCAGUACAUCAGGGAGAUUUGUCUCUCUGACCCUCCAGUGAUCAUGACUCUGGUGGAUGGACCUACUGGAGACAAUGACAAUAUGAUCUGUGUAGCAUAUCGGCAUCAGUUUGAUUUAGUUAACGAGAGUACUGGGGAGUCCUACAGGUUACAUCAUGUUGAAGCAAGCAGGGUUAAUUUUGUUGCAGCUAUUGAUGUAUAUGAAGAUGGUGAAGCUGGUCUACUGUUGUGUUAUAACUAUGUCUGCUACUACAGAAAGGUAUGCCCCUAUAAUGGGGGUUCUCCUUUGGUCCAGACAUCGGCAUCAGACUUCCACUUUAGUUGGAACCAGGUUCCUUAUGCUAUUGUUUGUGCUUUCCCUUAUAUCCUGGCCUUCACUACUGAUUCCAUAGAGAUACGAUUAGUGGUGAAUGGGAACCUAGUCCACACAGCUGUGGUGCCUGAACUUCAACUUGUUGCAUCAAGGUCAGAUAUUUAUUUUAAAGCUACUGCAACAGUAAGUGGAUCAUCCAAUAGCAGUUCCAAGGAAACCAGUUCAAACAGUUCUCCUCAGACUCCAACAGCUCAUGAAAUGCCAGAAUUUCCUUCUUCCUCAGCGGAAGGUGAAGUUCAGUAUAAAAACUUAUACAAAAUUCCUCUGAGUAACCUGGCUGGGAGGAGCAUUGAACGACCUCUGAAGUCACCAUUAGUCCCCAAGGCCAUCAUCACCUCAAUGUCUAGUGUUACUGCCUCAGCUCCUGUCAGUCACUCAUUAUCUUUGUCUCGUAUGGAAAUUAAAGAAAUUGCAAGCAGGACACGCAAAGAACUGCUGGGCCUCUUGGAUGAGAAAGUUCCCAAAUCAGAAGUAGCACAGAAGCAAAAGAAGGUUCCUCGAAAACCAUCAGACCACAAGCAGGAAGCAAUAAGGUCAACAAGCAGUGACAGGAUAAUUUCAAGCUCUUUUGAAAGCAGUUCUGAAGGGCGUCACCUUUCCACUAGUUCAGAUCCUGAUACUGCAGCAAACCGGGAGGAGAGCCCACCAUCUAGCAGUCCAUUUCAUCUCACUACUUCAUUUGAUGAAGACAUCAUUGACUUGAAGUGA
This is a messenger RNA of Emys orbicularis (European pond turtle), 3048 nucleotides long. It is a transcript of the gene GARNL3, whose product is annotated as GTPase activating Rap/RanGAP domain like 3. Gene Ontology annotation, molecular function: GTPase activator activity. Gene Ontology annotation, biological process: activation of GTPase activity; regulation of small GTPase mediated signal transduction. The coding region runs from base 76 to 3048 and encodes 990 amino acids. NCBI's taxonomy places the organism in Eukaryota, Metazoa, Chordata, Testudines, Emydidae. The record is from RefSeq and is a predicted model, not a curated record. Gene Ontology annotation, cellular component: cytoplasm. The transcript has 30 exons.